Molecule: messenger RNA, 1049 nt
Organism: Carlito syrichta (Philippine tarsier)
Lineage: Eukaryota; Metazoa; Chordata; Mammalia; Primates; Tarsiidae
Gene: EAF2
Product: ELL associated factor 2
Exons: 7
Coding region: 102-923 (273 amino acids)
Biological process (GO): regulation of transcription elongation by RNA polymerase II; positive regulation of DNA-templated transcription
Cellular component (GO): super elongation complex
Molecular function (GO): transcription elongation factor activity
Source: RefSeq, a predicted model, not a curated record
UGAGGCGACCGGGCUGGUUGCAUCCCGCGCAGCUGCUUCAGGCUGAGGUGGCGGAUGGUGGUGAGCGCCGGUGGCGGAGGCAAAGUUGGAGCCGGAGAACAAUGAUGAACAGUGCAGGGGGACUUUCACGCUUGGACCGUCGGGAGCGGGUUCUCAAGUUAGGCGAGAGUUUCGAGAAGCAGCCGCGCUGCGCCUUCCACACUGUGCGCUAUGACUUCAAACCUGCUUCUAUUGACACUUCUUGUGAAGGAGAGCUUGAGGUUGGCAAAGGUGAACAGGUGACAAUAACUCUACCAAAUAUAGAAGGUUCAACUCCACCAGUCACUGUUUUCAAAGGUUCAAAGAAACCUUACUUAAAAGAAUGCAUUUUGAUUAUUAACCAUGAUACUGGAGAAUGUCGACUAGAAAAACUCAGCAGCAAUAUCUCUGUAAAAAAAACAAGAGUUGAAGGAAGUAGUAAGAUUCAGUAUCGGAUAGAGCAACAACAGCAACAAAUGUGGAAUUCAACCAAGAUUCCCAAUAUUGUAAAACAUUCUCCAUCUGAAGACAAGAUGUCCCCAGCAUCUCUGAUGGAUGAUAUUGAAAGAGAACUGAAAGCAGAAGCUAGUCUAAUGGACCAGAUGAGUAGUUGUGAUAGUUCAUCAGAUUCCAAAAGUUCAUCAUCUUCAAGUAGUGAGGAUAGUUCUAGUGAUUCAGAAGAUGAAGAGUACAAAUCCUCUCCUUCUGAUCCAGGGAAUUUUACCUCAGGAAAUCCUGCUAUGUCUGCCAUACAGUACAAGAUUACUGAUACAGAAGCUGGUCAUAAUAGAUUUCAUGACAACAGUGGCCUUCUGAUGAAUACUUUAAUGAAUAGCAGCAUUCAUCUAAUUAUGGAAGGAGAUGAUUUGCAGCUGAGUGAAUCAGGAAGCGACAGUGAUGACUGAAGAAAUGUUUAGCUAUAAAAAUUUACAUGCAUGUGAUAAUUUAUUUUGUAUUAAGAAUAAAAAUUCUGAAGAUAGGAAAAUGUGUCUUAACUUUUGAUGAUAUAAUAAACAAAAUCUGAUUCAGAA